UUAUAAAUACACUCUUCUUCUCUCCUUUACUUCAAAAAUCAAAAGUAUUCGCAAUUCAUAUUUACAUUUUCCUCUUAUUAUAACUCUUUGUGCUUCUUCUUAUUCGAAAAAUGGCAUACUCAAAAGUGAUUAUUGCUCUAAUGUUGGCGUUUAUUGCCGGAUCUGCUUUCGCACAGGCACCGGGAGCAUCUCCGGCAUCUUCUCCGAAGAGUUCUCCGGCACCGGUAGCAUCACCACCGGUGGCGACUCCUCCUCCUAUCGUUGCCCCUGCAAAUCCUCCUACUACUGCAUCUUCUCCAUUGGCAUCUCCACCAGCUCCACCAACUGCCGAGACUCCGGCGUCGUCUCCUUCCGGUGCUGCUUCUCCUCCAUCCAUUGCCGCCGCUCCCGGAAGUUCUCCUACUGAAUCUCCAAACUCUGCUUCCUUGAACAGAGUCGCCGUCGCCGGAUCUGCUGUUGUAGCUGUGUUUGCUGCUGCUUUGAUGCUUUAAAUCUCUGAUCUGUGAGAUAUUUUGCGUUUUUUUAUUCGCCGGAAUUGAUGAGUUCACGUUUUUAUUUAUGGUUUAGAUUUAGAUUCACUAUCGCUAUUGAUUGAUUUAUUUGUACUAUAUAUUUUUAUUAGUAAAUAUUAUUAGGUGAUUCUUUGUUUAUUUAUGGAGGGCACUAUGUUUCUAA
This is a messenger RNA of Solanum lycopersicum (tomato), 675 nucleotides long. Its product is annotated as classical arabinogalactan protein 5. Lineage: Eukaryota; Viridiplantae; Streptophyta; Magnoliopsida; Solanales; Solanaceae. The record is from RefSeq and is a predicted model, not a curated record.